AUGGGCCCCAGGAGGCCCAGGAUGAGGCCCCCACCGCUGCAGUACAAAGAGGAGCAGCAGAUGAGGUACCUCUCAAGGCUGAUCGCAAAAAGAAAAGGGGGGGGGCCCCCAAAGGGGGCCCCCCAGCCAAGAAGGCAGCGAAGGGCCAACGAGCUGCUCCGGGGGAAGGGGCCCUUGUGGCUGCAGACGCAAGCGGAUCUAUGUAUUGACCUGCUGACGGCGUUGGGCCGGCUGCGGCCCCAGUGGCGGGGGCGCAGCAACAGAGUUCCUUUUCAGCUGCAUCUGCUGCGGCUGCGGCCCUCGCUGCUGCAGCCUGCUGCUGCACCCCACGCCUGGGUACUUGCUGCAUACAAGGGGGCCCUGGGGCCCCUCGUUGCUCAUAUUGCUGACCUACCGUAUGUACACCUCGCCCCAGGAGAAGCAGAAGAAGUUGUAGAGGAGGUUCAGAUGCUGAAGGGUCCUGCUGCUAUAGAUGCAGUGCUGGGGGCCCUAGAUGCCAUGGGGCCCUGGGGGCCCCCGCGGGGGCCCCGGGGCCUCCACCAACCCGACCCCGACUCAGAGGCUAUGGAGGCUGAGGCGAUGAGAGAUACAGGUGACCCCAGGCAGCAGCUUCUGGUUCAGCAGCAGCAGGUGGUGGUGCAGCAGAAGCAACUGCAGCAGCAGCAGCAGCAUCAGUUUCUGCUGCAGCAACAGCAACAGCAGCAGCAGCAGCAGCAGCUAGAGGCUUCUCGAGCAGCAGAAGCUGCAGCAGAAGGAUGCAGGAGCCCAGCAGACACAGAUGGACUCGGGUGUACGUACACCAGGAUGUACUAG
This is a messenger RNA of Eimeria mitis, 813 nucleotides long. RefSeq lists its product as uncharacterized. The transcript is spliced from 3 exons. Bases 1 to 813 code for a protein of 270 amino acids. Lineage: Eukaryota; Apicomplexa; Conoidasida; Eucoccidiorida; Eimeriidae. The record is from RefSeq and is a predicted model, not a curated record.